CCUCCGUAUCUCCAUCGCCUUGUAUACUUGAGAGGACAUUGCGUCUUCUUUCUUUCUCAUCCUACUCCUUGAUCCCCUUUUCCUUCAAAAAAGUCCCAUAGAUUGUCCUCCGCCUCCUAGCUGUUACUCUAUCAGCUCCCCACUAAUCCGAAGGUCUACUCCACCACGCAAUCUAACCCCACGACUGUGCCCCGCGAUAUUCUCUCUCAAGCACCAUGUCGACGCUCAACGAAAUCACCUCGGACGCCGACUUCUCGGCACACACCUCCUCUCUCCCUCCAUCGGCCUUACUAGUCCUCUACUUCCAUGCGCCAUGGGCAGCUCCCUGCGCCCAGAUGCGCGCCGUUCUCUCCGCCCUCGCCUCCCAGCACCCCGUCACCACCCCGCCCACCGUCUCCUUCGUGAGCAUCAACGCCGAAGAACUCCCCGACAUCUCCGAAGAGUACAACGUCACAGCAGUCCCCUACGUGGUUCUUAUCCGCAACGGCCAGAUCCUCGAAUCCAUUAGCGGCAGCGACGCCGUCAAGGUGCGCGAUGCGAAUGCCCCUGCGGCUGCUACGCAACCGCCCGCUCCCUCGACCCAGGCAUUGACGCCCGAGCAGUCCAAGGAGGCGCUAUUUGCACGGUUGGCGGAGCUGGUGAAGGCUGCGCCGGUUAUGCUCUUCAUGAAGGGCACACCUAGUGCGCCGCAGUGCGGAUUCAGUCGCCAGUUGGUUGCGAUCCUGCGGGAGAAGAGCGUUAAGUACGGGUUCUUCAAUAUUCUGGCCGAUGAGGACGUCAGGCAGGGGUUGAAGGAGUUUGCGGACUGGCCUACAUUUCCUCAGUUGUGGGUUGAGGGGGAGCUGGUUGGUGGAUUAGAUAUCGUCAAGGAAGAGAUCAACAACGACCCUGAUUUCCUGAGCCAGUUCUCCGUUAACAAGGCUCCUGCUACCGCUUGAAGAUAUGACGGGUGCCCCUUGGUACAUGAUGCAAACUUCCCUUGAAACCCAUUUAUACUCCCAUGUAUUCCCUCUUCGUUAGACUUGAGAUUUAGCAAUGAUGAAUAUAAUCCUUUUUCGUGUUGAAAUACAACUACACGUGUACAGUUAUAUGCUUUACCUCGACCAUGUAUGCGCCGCGGAAUUGAGCAUGGCAGGUAUCGGAAGGAUGAAUAUUGUCUGAUAACCCGCCACAGUACA
Messenger RNA from Aspergillus novofumigatus IBT 16806, 1178 nucleotides. Its product is annotated as PICOT family protein. Lineage: Eukaryota; Fungi; Ascomycota; Eurotiomycetes; Eurotiales; Aspergillaceae. Bases 216 to 938 code for a protein of 240 amino acids. The record is from RefSeq and is a predicted model, not a curated record. The transcript is spliced from 3 exons. Gene Ontology annotation, molecular function: 2 iron, 2 sulfur cluster binding.